ACAACUGUUCCUUACAAUAACAUGACAAUAUAUACAGCUGCCAUCCAAGGUAAUGAAACGCUGUUCAAUGCCACAACAUCUCCAGAUAACUUGACUCUGGACAAUCAAACUUCUACUGUAGACAACACAACGAUAUUCACAGCUGCUCCAAGUAAUGUACCAGGGAACAAUCAGACAAAUUACACAUUGAGUGUGCCUUACAAUGUCACAACAAACGCCCAAAAUGACACCAGUUACAGUCCUUCCCUCAGCCCCAACACGUCUGCAGUGACUAACUUCACCUUCAACUCAACUCCAGUCGAUGUCAACUCCAACCUCAGUCAAACAACCAAAGGACCUGGCUUCAAUCUGACAACAGGAAUACCAAUCAACCCAUCCCGAGAGCCCAAUGCUACAACUGCAACCACCGCAGCUACACAAACCACAACCACAAAUGGUUCCCUUACAGCCCAGACUAUUCAGAGCAGCAGCACCACCGCUGACGUUUGGCUGACUACUACAACAACUGCACCAGUCCAAACCACCAUGGCCACCAGCAAAACCACAACUCCUUCUGUGACCCAAGUGAUGACCACAGAAAGCCAGGAGGCAGAAGUGGGGCAACUACUGGAUCAAACACAGGAUGCUUCCCAGCUGAACUCCUCCCAGGUGGAGCAAGUGGUGGGGAAGCUGGAGAAGCUUCUAGAAGGUCCGACUGUGUCUCAGUCUGUGGGAGAGAAAGCCGUCAGUGUCAUCAGCAAUCUGAUGGAGGGCGACGCGACCGCCUUGUCUUCAUCUGCCAAUAGGCUGAUACGAACAGUGGACGAUCUGGGGUUUAAGCUGCUGUUCGCGGGUGAGAGUGUGAUCCUGGCGUCUGAUUCGCUCAGCCUGACAGUCAAGAAGGUGGAUGGGACUAAUUUCCCAGCAACAUCCAUCAACAUCAUCAACACUAAUGACGUUCAGCUCAAUACCCUGGGGGUGUCCCGGUCCAGGAGGUCAGACACUGCCCUGGGCUCUGUACUCCUGCCGUCGUCUCUCACCGAGGGGCUGAGUCCUGAGGAGCAGCAGCAGGCCAGCAGGGUCCAGUUCACCUUCUACACCACCUCCUCCCUCUUCCAGGACUCUGCAUUGGGAAACCAAACCAUUGUCAGUCCAGUCCUGGCCUCCAGCGUGGCAAACCUAUCAAUUAGCAACUUGAGAGAGAACAUUCAAUUCACCAUCCGCAACACCGAGCCUGUGCCUGCAAACUAUGUGGCCUCCUGUGUAUUUUGGGACUUCACUUUAAAUGGCGGCGGAGGAGGCUGGAACCCCGAUGGCUGCUUUGCUGUUAACGCCACGGAGGAAUACACAACCUGCAGCUGUAACCAUCUCACCUCCUUUGCAAUCCUACUGGACGUGUCCAGAGGAGUGCUAACCAACCGUCAGCACGCUCUCAUUCUCACGUACAUCACCUACAUCGGCUGUGGAAUCUCGGCCAUAUUUCUUGCUGUCACCUUACUGACCUACAUUUCCUUCCAAAAAUUGCUUCGGGACAUUCCCUCCAAGAUCCUGGUGCAGCUCUGCCUGUCCCUUCUCUUCCUCAACCUGAUCUUCCUCCUGGACAGCUGGUUGGCGCUCUACCCGGCUACUGGGCUGUGCAUCAGCACCGCCUUCUUUCUGCACUACUUCCUGCUGACUUCCUUCACCUGGGCGGGGCUCGAGGCGCUCCACAUGUACCUGAGCAUCGUCCAAGUGUUCACCCCUUACCUGAGCCGAUACAUGCUCAAGUUCUCACUGAUGGGCUGGGGCCUUCCUCUCAUCGUGGUGAUAAUUAUAAUAGCAGUCGACAAAGACAACUAUGGUCUGGUGACAUAUGGGAAAUACACAGACGGACCUUCAGAUGACUUCUGCUGGCUGCGUAAUGACAUAGCCUUCUACGUGGGUGUGGUGGCCUACUUCCUCCUGAUAUUUUCACUGAGCCUCCUGGUCUUCAUCGUCGUCUUGGUCCAGCUGUCCCGGAUCAAGAGGCAGAACCCGCAGAACCAGUCGCCUAACCGGGGAGUGAUGACCGACCUGCGCAGCAUCGCCGGCCUCAUCAUCCUGCUCGGCCUCACCUGGGGUUUCGCCCUGUUUGCCUGGGGACCGCUCUACCUGCCCUUCAUUUACCUCUUCUCCAUAUUCAACUCUCUUCAGGGUUUCUUCAUCUUCGUGUUUCACUGCGCUGUCAAGGAGAAUGUCCGCAGGCAGUGGAGAACUUACCUCUGCUGUGGGAGACUGCGAUUGGCUGAAAACUCAGAAUGGAGUCGGACAGCGACCCACAAUCGUAAGGUGCAGUCCGUUACCAUGGCAAACAGCUCUGUUCUCAACCCCGCCUCUCGAAGUUCCUCCAUCAUCAGCGAUGGCACCAAUAGCAGCGGCUCCGUGUUUGCAGACAGCGGAAUUUCUGACGGCUCCAACAGCGAUGUUAUUCUCAACGAGAUUCACAGACAUAAUGCUGUAUCGCAAGACGUGUCCUGAAAGCAGCAUCAGCACUGAUUCGUCUUAGUGGACUAUAACAAAUUCAGCGAGAAAGCUGAGAGGACCAUCGGAGAUUCUUGAUCUUCUCACAACUCAAGGGACCACAGACAGUCGCAAGUGUAGAUGUAGAGGGUUCCAAGAGUCUGGUCUGUUAGAGAAAACCCCCAAAAAUAACAAGAGAUGAGGUAAUCCUGAGGUGUUGGAGAAGACAGAAAAUGGUUUUAAGGUGAAGAAGACAGUGAGAAGAGGAUGGUCAAAGACGACUGAGACAGCCAGGGGCUCUUGUGUCACCUGGCUCUCCACCAAGGGUGACAGCGCUAAGAUCCGAUCGUACACUGAUCCUGUGCAAUCCGUGGAAGAUGUAACUCCAUACUGUGAUUGUAAUUUGACAGUAGAGUGUAAUUUAAAAGUCACAUGAUUGUGCAGCAGGUGUGUUUCUGACUGAAAAAGGACACAUCUGUGGUUGAAGCUGUGACUCAGUGACUGUGCAUUACUAUACUUCUUUGUUUCAGAGCUGUUAGUGUACGGCACACAUGAAAUAUGACAUUUACGUUGUUUUCAGUCCUUGAGAAAGGUUGCUGCAUUUUGAAGAUUAGCAGUUAUAUAUAUGUGAGUUAAACUACAAUUAUCCAACCUUAAA
This is a messenger RNA of Myripristis murdjan (pinecone soldierfish), 3115 nucleotides long. RefSeq names its product adhesion G protein-coupled receptor G2a (gene adgrg2a). Gene Ontology annotation, cellular component: plasma membrane. Gene Ontology annotation, biological process: cell surface receptor signaling pathway; adenylate cyclase-activating G protein-coupled receptor signaling pathway. Bases 22 to 2475 code for a protein of 817 amino acids. The record is from RefSeq and is a predicted model, not a curated record. Gene Ontology annotation, molecular function: G protein-coupled receptor activity. The transcript is spliced from 15 exons. Lineage: Eukaryota; Metazoa; Chordata; Actinopteri; Holocentriformes; Holocentridae.